GACGCGCUCUCCCGGUCCGGACGCGCGGAGUGUUCGGCGCGGCCAUGCGGGGCCCGGGUCCGAGUGCCACCGCGACCCUGAGCCCGACCCCAGGCCCGAGCGCGACCUCCGGCGCGGCGCGGCUCCCCAGGCGGAGGCGGCGGGCGCGGGGCGCGCUCUGAGGCCCGGGGGAUGCGCCGCCGCCGCGACCAUGGGCGCCGCCGCCUCCAGGAGGAGGGCGCUGAGGAGCGAGGCCAUGUCCUCGGUGGCGGCCAAAGUGCGAGCAGCCCGAGCAUUUGGAGAGUACCUGUCCCAGAGUCACCCUGAGAACCGCAACGGUGCAGAUCACCUGCUGGCUGAUGCCUACUCUGGCCACGACGGGUCCCCUGAGAUGCAGCCAGCCCCCCAGAACAAGCGCCGCCUCUCCCUGGUCUCCAAUGGCCGGUUUGAGGGCGGCCUCGCAGAUGAUGCUGGUGGCGGGAAGCCAGCUGUUGAGGGCCCCCAGCCCCGUGUGUACACCAUCUCUGGGGAGCCGGCCCUGCUGCCUGGCCCCGAGGCCGAAGCCAUCGAGCUGGCAGUGGUGAAGGGGCGGCGGCAGCGGCACCCUCACCACCAUAGCCAGCCCUUGCGUGCCAGCCCUGGCAGCAGCCGCGAGGACCUCAGCAGGCCCUGCCAGAGCUGGGCAGGCAGCCGCCAGGGCUCCAAGGAGUGUCCUGGAUGUGCCCAACCUGCCCCUGGGCCCUCCCCUCAAGCCUUUGGGCUAGACCAGCCACCUCUGCCUGAGGCUUCUGGCCGCCACAAGAAACUGGAGAGGAUGUACAGCGUGGAUCGAGUGUCUGAUGAUGUCCCCAUUCGUACCUGGUUCCCCAAGGAAAACCUUUUCAGCUUCCAGACAGCAACCACAACUAUGCAAGCCAUCUCGGUGUUCAGGGGCUACGCGGAGAGGAAGCGCCGGAAACGGGAGAAUGAUUCCGCGUCUGUAAUCCAGAGGAAUUUCCGCAAACAUCUGCGCAUGGUCGGCAGUCGGCGGGUGAAGGCCCAGACGUUCGCUGAGCGGCGCGAGCGGAGCUUCAGCCGGUCCUGGAGCGACCCCACCCCCAUGAAAGCCGACACUUCCCACGACUCCCGAGACAGCAGUGACCUGCAGAGCUCCCACUGCACACUGGAUGAGGCCUGUGAGGACCUGGACUGGGAAACCGAGAAGGGCCUGGAGGCCGUGGCCUGCGACUCCGAGGGCUUCUUGCCACCCAAGGUCAUGCUCAUCUCCUCCAAGGUGCCCAAAGCCGAGUACAUCCCCACCAUCAUCCGCAGAGACGACCCCUCCAUCAUCCCCAUCCUUUACGACCACGAGCAUGCGACCUUCGAGGACAUCCUGGAGGAGAUAGAGAAGAAGCUAAACAUCUACCACAAGGGGGCCAGGAUCUGGAAGAUGCUGAUUUUCUGCCAGGGAGGCCCCGGACACCUCUAUUUGCUCAAGAACAAGGUGGCCACCUUUGCCAAAGUGGAGAAGGAAGAGGACAUGAUCCACUUCUGGAAGCGACUGAGUCGUCUGAUGAGCAAAGUGAAUCCGGAGCCGAAUGUCGUGCACAUCAUGGGCUGCUACAUUCUGGGGAACCCCAAUGGGGAGAAGCUGUUCCAGAACCUCAGGACCCUCAUGACUCCUUAUAGGGUCACCUUCGAGUCGCCCCUGGAGCUGUCUGCCCAAGGGAAGCAGAUGAUCGAGACCUACUUUGACUUCCGGCUAUACCGCCUGUGGAAGAGCCGCCAGCACUCCAAGCUGCUGGACUUUGAGGAUGUCCUGUGAGGACACAGGCCUGCCCAGCACCACCAGGCCACUUCCUCUGGCCAGGAGACCCAGCGCUGGGCUACCCGGUGCACCCAGGACUGUGUGGCCCUGCUCUUGCCCAGAGUCACUUCAGGGACCCUCAGACUUUGCUCAGGUUCUUGUGGGGUCUGGUCCUCGCUGUAUCGAGAGGCCACAGAGGCCGCAGUCCUAGGGGCCUGAGAGAAGCCUCGCCCCGCAGCUGGUGGACACCUGGUGGCCAGGCGCUGCCCUGCCAUGCCUCGACUGGAGGCUGCAGCGCUGAAAAGCCCUUCCACAGGGUUUAUAGAAAUAAGUGCAAUUUUCUACACCCCUGAAACAACCUGAAGGGAAGCAUCAUAACUAGUUAACUAGUUAAGCGCUAUGCUACUAGUUACAGCGUAGACAACCUGGCCCAGUGUGUGCUCAGGACCCUCUGUCUCCCAGCCCCUCAGCCCUGCCGUAUUUGAUCACCAGCACCAGGAUGGCCCAUCUGUUUGAGGCCGGUGCUGUCAGGCUGUCCAGCCUGGCCCUGUCUGCACUGGCCAAGUCCUGUCAGCUUUCACCCCUCUCACUACCCCUGCUCACUCUGACCUCAGCCAGCACUGAGCCCUGCCAGGGCAGCCUGGGCAGCAGGAGGGAAGGGCCCAGCCUUCCCUCCUCUGGGAGGAGGCGUUGGACUGGUGCCCACCCCCACCCCCUGGAGCCUGCCCAGCUCUCGCUGCUGUUGAGUUCAGCAUUUGCUGGCCGGUCGCAGCAGAGGCCUAGAGCUUGGCAGGGGCCUGGCUGGGUCUGGGCCCUGGGUGGUAAGAGCCUUGUCAGGCUCUGCACUGGGUACUUGAACCCAGCACCCGAGGCCUAGGAGCAGGGUAGCUGGUGGACUGUGGAGUCCCCUGACUCCCCCUCACAGCCUUGCCCAGGGCCCAGCAGCGUGAGCCCUCUUGUAUAUAGUCAGGGCUUGGGGGCAGGCCCCCCUUUUGCAGAGCCUAGGGUCUGAGGGCACCUGGCUGUGUCCCUGACCAAGGGAGGGGAGAGUUGGGUUCCAAAUAAUGUGCAAUGUCCCUUGGAGUGACCAUUAAAACUGACCCUCUGCUGCGGC
Molecule: messenger RNA, 2879 nt
Organism: Sciurus carolinensis (gray squirrel)
Lineage: Eukaryota; Metazoa; Chordata; Mammalia; Rodentia; Sciuridae
Gene: Nsmf
Product: NMDA receptor synaptonuclear signaling and neuronal migration factor
Exons: 16
Coding region: 191-1783 (530 amino acids)
Biological process (GO): regulation of neuronal synaptic plasticity; positive regulation of neuron migration
Cellular component (GO): nucleus; cytoplasm
Molecular function (GO): protein binding
Source: RefSeq, a predicted model, not a curated record